Cylindrotheca closterium is the source of this 1329-nucleotide messenger RNA. The record is from the annotation of a GenBank genome assembly. Lineage: Eukaryota; Bacillariophyta; Bacillariophyceae; Bacillariales; Bacillariaceae.
AUGAGAAUAGCCUUCAGAUCCAUUCUUGUGCUGAAUGUCAUUGCAUCCGCUGCGGCCUUUUCGUCUUCCAGCAACAAUGCUCCUAGAAUUCACGUGACGAGGAGUGUGGCUUCUCCUCGUCGUCGUGUUUCGACCAACAGUAUGGCAUUGGGCAGCACCGUUCUGCAACCACCCGGAACAGUACAAGGUGACAUUGACCAACAAGACAGUACUACUACAACUACUGCAGAUGAUAUCGAAUCAACAGUCAUUACUACUACUACUACUACUCAAGAUCCACCAAGGCUUGGAGAGGUGGUCAAGAUGCUUCCCAAGAAUACCUUUGAAAUUGACACGGCCACGUCUCUCUUCUACUUUGCCGUCGAUUUUGUUGCCGUCGCAGCCACCAUGGGAUGUUUGAGCACGGUGGUCCAUUCCGAACUUUACCAUUCGGCACCUAUCCUACUACAGGGAAUGAUGGUGGCACCCCUGCAGGUUCUCACAGGCUUUGCCAUGUGGUGCAUGUGGUGCAUUGGACAUGACGCGGGACAUUCGGUCGUCUCCAAGAACAAAAAGAUCAAUCGAUUCGUCGGAGAAAUGGCACAUUCCAUGAUUUGUUUGACGCCCUUCUUACCAUGGGCCAAAUCGCACAAGAAACAUCAUUUGGGACACAAUCACUUGACCAAGGAUUACUCCCAUCAAUGGUUCAUUCGGGAAGAAAGCGACGAUUUGCAUCCGCUCAUCAAGUUGAGUUACAAGACACGAAACCUUCAAUUGCCAAUUCUGUACCUCGUCUACCUCCUGGCGGGAGUACCAGAUGGUGGCCAUGUGUUUUUCUACGGUCGAAUGUGGGAAGGAGCCUCCAAAGACGAAAAGAAGGAUGGUUUGAUUUCCGUGGCAGUCUCUCUUGCCACCGCGGCGACGCUUUGGUUGAAUUUGGGAUUGGCCGAUUUCACCGUGGUGUGCAUGAUCCCAUGGUGCGUCAUGUCCUUUUGGUUGUUCAUGGUCACCUACCUGCAACAUCAUAGCGACGAUGGAAAAUUGUACACGGACGAUACCUUUACCUUUGAACGUGGGGCCUUUGAAACGGUGGACCGAAAUUACGGAACCUGGAUCAACCGUCUGUCGCAUCACAUGAUGGAUGGGCAUGUCAUUCAUCACUUAUUUUUUGAAAAAGUACCACAUUAUCGAUUGGAAGAUGCCACCACGGCGCUCCGAAAGGGACUUGACGAAAGUGGACAAAGCAAGUUUUACAAGUUCAUUGAGACGCCUAAUUUCACACAGGAAAUUGUCAAGCAAUUCAAUGAUAACUGGUUCUUUGUGAACGAGAAGCAAGUUGUAAGAAAAUAG